AUGGAAGAUUUGAAGAAGGAAUUUGAAAAAGCAGCAGCAUAUAUCAGGGCUGUUGCACUAAAACUAGACACAAAGGAUCUCACUUAUCUCUAUGCAAGAUAUAAGCAAGCUCAAGAAGGGCCUUGCAACAUUGCUAAGCCAGGAUUCUUCGAUUUCCAAGGGAAAAUCAAGUGGGAAGCCUGGAAAGAACUUGGAGAAAUGGAUGGGAUGAGAGCAAUGGAGGAAUAUGUGGCACAUGUAUCAAUGAUAGCUCCAGAAUGGCAGGAAUCUUCUGGCGAUACCUCCACUACCACUCAUAAUAUGGGAGUCAGUGUCAGUCGUCCUGCAGUUGUUGACAUUGAUAUACCAGAUAGUGUGAAAACAGUGUUCGAUUGGGUCAAAGAUGGGAACUUGGAUGCCUUAAAAGCAUACAAGGAUGAGGAAUUCCAGGUCACAGAUGAAGAAGGAAUGUCACCUAUUCACUGGGCCAGUGACAGGGGUUUCCCAAAUAUUGUGCAGUAUCUGAUUGAAAGGGGUUGUGAUCCAAAUUCCAGAGAUGGGGAGAAGCAAACUCCACUUCAUUAUGCUUGCUCUUGUGGCCACAAGGAUGUGGUAAUUGUUCUGUUGAAGAGUGGAGCUGACAGGACACUUCGUGAUCUGGAUGACCUUUCUCCUGUAGAUGUAGCUAAUGAAGAGGAUGUUCUAUCUCUUCUCAAGGCAUGA
Molecule: messenger RNA, 702 nt
Organism: Darwinula stevensoni
Lineage: Eukaryota; Metazoa; Arthropoda; Ostracoda; Podocopida; Darwinulidae
Source: the annotation of a GenBank genome assembly